AUGACGCUGCCAACAGUGCGAAAACUUUUUAUUUUAUGCUUAUUCUGGUUUCUUGGAUGUUGCAGCUCCACAGAUGCCAGCCCUUACGAUCAGUGGGAAGACGACAUAGAGUUCAGAAAGGUGCGUGGCAUCCAGGCUGGUGAUCUGAAUGACGUCUUGUGGAGAGACCAGGAUGAGGAACAAGUUCAGAAUGUUUUCAAAAGAUUUCUGUUUCAUUACUCCAAAGCACUUGACUCUGUAGGAGCUGUACAGCACGAGUCUCACUCAGUUCACCCUCUGAUGCGACUUUCGCCAAAGCUUUCCCAGAGGAGAAAGGUUCUACUUUUGGUGAGAAAACUUAAGAUACAUAUCCACAUCUUUAACAGUGAGCUGUACACUUUGAGAAAAGUGAAGAGGUACAAUGUGAACUUUUAA
This is a messenger RNA of Limanda limanda (common dab), 414 nucleotides long. It is a transcript of the gene nms, whose product is annotated as neuromedin S. The transcript is spliced from 6 exons. Bases 1 to 414 code for a protein of 137 amino acids. The record is from RefSeq and is a predicted model, not a curated record. NCBI's taxonomy places the organism in Eukaryota, Metazoa, Chordata, Actinopteri, Pleuronectiformes, Pleuronectidae.